UCAGAUGUAAUAAGCGACGUACAAAGAACGGGCCCCUGGAACACCUAAAGUGUUUGUUGUUGUUGUUGUUGUUGUUGACGACAUCACGUUCUCUCCCUAAAACAAAACCUCGCCGAAUUCCUUUCGUUUUUGGCUGUCUGCGUUGAGAAAUGUUUAGGGAACAAAAUGUUGGAUUGAUUGAAUAGAUAAAAAUCAAUAGCCUACGUUUAUCCCUUUAAAGAACGUACUGUAAGGAGCGGAAAAGAGGUAGAAAAUUCAUCUCCAGGGAUGAAAAAGAGUGAAAAGAAUAAAGAGGAAGAGGAGGAGGGCGCGUAACGGGACAGAACGGAGGAAAACAAGUUUUAAAGUCCAAGAAAACUAUGGAAUUGUAUGAUUUUUGACAGCAGGGCAUAAUUUGCAAAACACAUUCCACCAAAAGAAGUAAGUAGCUAUAGCCUACCUCUAAAAACUAAGCAAAACAGCAGUUUUUAAGAUACAUUGUGUCCAAACGUGCUAGCACACGGCUACAUCUACAUACUUUUAAGUAAGUAGAAUGUAGCCUAUACAUUACGUACAAUACGGAAAUAUUUCAUGUUUAUGAUUUAAAACUAAUUUCCAAACCAGUCAGUAUUUGUUAAGAGUUAAUGUUUCGGGACAUUGCUUUUUCUGAGGUUCUACAGUAGAUUGCUCCUCAUGUUCUGAAUGUUGUAACGUUUCUACUUACCCAUCAUGCACUGGAAGGAUCUGAGUCUUCAUAUAGCUGAACUUGAGAAGCAACAAGAAGAGCGAAGACAGAGGGAAAAGGUCUGAAUGAAAGACUUGGACAGGCUGACAGUAAACUGGCCAGCAAUCACAGGGCUGAGCAGUGACAGAGAAACCUGUGAGGACAUGGAGGACGAAUGCAACACUCUGACAUCAAGGCUUCAGAGCCAGAUGAAUCUACAGCUCUGCUUCAUCAACAACAGUGAAAGUGAAGAAGAAGAAGAAGAGGAAAUGGAGUCAAAGAAAGAGAUGUUAAUCUAGACCACACGGAGGGGAUCACUGGAAAUUCAAACAAUUUUGUUUUGUUGGAGAAGACGUGGUUUCAGAUGCAAAGAAUGGGAGGAUGAAACAAGGACGCCCCCUAAGAAUCCGAUUAGGAGCCAGCCGACAAUGACGAGUGUGCCUACUGUUUGGUUUGAAACAGACAAGGGGGCAGACGGCCAGCUUUCCUCCUCACAGAAUUCUUCAGUCACUGGCUCCUGCAAUAUUGACGAGUCCUACAAGUACAUAUUCCUUCCCAUUUGCUACUCCUUUACCUUUGUCUUCAGCAUAAUCCUUAACUUUGUAGUUCUCUACCGUUCCUUUCGACGCACCAGGCGCUGGAAUGCUUCCCUGAUUUACAUGGUGAACCUGGCCACGACGGACUUCAUGUAUGGUUUGUCCCUGCCCUUUUUGGUUGCCAGUUAUGUCAUGCGGGACGACUGGGUGUUUGGAGACUUCAUGUGCCGUCUAGUGCGUUUCCUCUUCUACUUCAACCUCUACUGCAGCAUCUUCUUCCUCACUUGUAUCUCAGUGCACCGCUACCUUGGCAUCUGCCACCCCAUGAAGACCAUCACCUUGGAGACCAAACGAGCAGUAAAGGGGACUUGUGUUUUGGUGUGGAUUGCUGUUUUUGCACUAACAUGCCCAAUUUUUCGUUUUGCACAGACACAGUAUCUUCCACGGGAAGGUAAGGGCUCAAGGGAGGAGGUGUUCAAUAAUUGCUGGGACGACGCAAUUGAUAGAGAGUUCCAUGAUUACAUUCCUUACGGGGUCACACUUCAUUUCUUAGGGUUUUUUGUGCCUUUUACCAUCAUUGCCUGGUGCUACUCGCGAGUAGUGUUAACAAUAUUUCGGACACUGCACUCUCAACCUCCUCCUCAGAGAAUCAGAAGUGGGACGGGGUGUGAAAGUGUCGCAGGGAUCGGUGGAGAGGGCAUGUCAAUCAUCUUGGGGGCUCAUUCACCCUACAUCAACAGGCGGCGCAAGUCCAUCAAGACCAUCAUUACUAUCACUCUCCUCUUUGCCCUUUGCUUCUUCCCCUUCCAUGUCACUCGCACCAUUUUCCUACUGCUCAAAGUGACGAGUAGGGUGCAGUGCCACACCAUGCGCAUGGUUUCCAUGUGUUAUAAAAUCACUAGGCCGCUGGCCUCAUUCAAUGCGUGGCUGAAUGCACUGCUUUAUUUUCUUACUAAAGAGAAAAAUGCGCCCUGCUGUCAAAAACCUGAAAAUGCCCAGCAUGGCCUGCUAUGGCCACUUAGAAUGCUGGGAAAAGGAGAGGAAGAGGAGAAUGAAAUUGAGGAUACAAGGAACCACAAAAACAACGGGUCAACAGUUGAAAACAAUAUACAGAGGUUUGCCUUAAGGAAUGACCAUGUAAACAAGUGAAACUGGUGGACAUGGCUUUAUAUGGGAUUAAUUUCAAACAAACUGAUGUUUUUGUUAUAUUCUCUGUAUAUUGUUUUUGUAACUCUGUGUAUUCACAUUUAACAUGGAGGAUCUUGUUUUUGUGUCUUUUCAAGACCCCUUACAGAUUGUUUUACUUUUUGAUUGAUUGGAUGGUUAAUUGGUUCUUGUAAAAAAUAUAUUAAGUUGAAUAUUGAUUUAAUGUAUAAUAAUUGCAAAAACACACAGAAUAAUAAUCUAAUUCAUAGGGUGUAUUACGUUUGCAGUUAUUCGCAUACCUCAGGGUGGACACAUUAUGUGCAGGAACUAUGUUUAGCGCUGUCAUGGAUUAAUAUGUCAUGUUGUGAAUAAUUAAACUGUUCUAAUAAA
Carassius auratus (goldfish) is the source of this 2775-nucleotide messenger RNA. RefSeq names its product P2Y purinoceptor 3-like. Gene Ontology annotation, molecular function: G protein-coupled receptor activity; oxysterol binding. The transcript has 4 exons. Gene Ontology annotation, cellular component: plasma membrane; cell junction. NCBI's taxonomy places the organism in Eukaryota, Metazoa, Chordata, Actinopteri, Cypriniformes, Cyprinidae. The coding region runs from base 1132 to 2388 and encodes 418 amino acids. Gene Ontology annotation, biological process: positive regulation of hippo signaling; G protein-coupled receptor signaling pathway. The record is from RefSeq and is a predicted model, not a curated record.